AUGGAUAUCGAAGCACUUUUCAGCGUCAAAGACCGUGUCGUACUUGUCACUGGUGGCUCAAGAGGCAUUGGUGAAAUGAUUGCCACGGGUUUUGUUCAAGCAGGUGCCCGUGUUUACAUUAGCAGCCGGUCUGCCAAGGCUUGUGAUGAGGUUGCCGCCAAAUUGAAUGCUCUUGGUCCUGGCAAGUGUGUUGCUAUUCCUGCUGAUUUGCAAAAGGUGGAUGAUAUCAAAAAGAUUGUCACUGAAUUGAGCAAAUAUGAGGAUCACCUUGAUGUUUGCAUUAACAAUGCCGGUGCCACCUGGGGAGCCCCUAUUGACGAGUAUCCUGAAGCCGCUUUCAACAAAGUAUUGACUCUCAACGUGAAUCGCGUUUUUGGUUUGACUCAAGCUUUGCUCCCAUUGUUGCGUGCCAAGGCUACUCAAGAGAACCCAUCCCGUGUUAUUAACAUUGGUUCUAUCAAUGGUGAAGCAGUGCCAAACUUCGAGUCGUACGCCUACUCUAGUUCCAAGGCAGCUGUCCAUCAUUUGACUAGACAUUUGGCUGCUCGCCUCGGCAAGGAAUACAUCCUUUGCAAUGCUAUUGCUCCAGGUUCUUUCCCUUCCAAGAUGAUGGCUGAGACUCUUCGCAAGCACGGUGAUGAAAUCGUUGCCCGUGUCCCUGUUGGCCGUGUUGGCACUCCUGAGGAUGUCGCUGGUACUUGCAUUUAUCUUGCUUCUCGUGCAGGCAAUUAUACCAAUGGUGCAACCAUUGUGAUCGACGGUGGUGCCAUUCAGAACAAUUCGAGAAUGUAA
Messenger RNA from Lichtheimia ornata, 792 nucleotides. RefSeq lists its product as uncharacterized. Bases 1 to 792 code for a protein of 263 amino acids. The record is from RefSeq and is a predicted model, not a curated record. Lineage: Eukaryota; Fungi; Mucoromycota; Mucoromycetes; Mucorales; Lichtheimiaceae. The transcript is spliced from 8 exons. Gene Ontology annotation, molecular function: oxidoreductase activity.